CGGGAGAGGGAGGGCACCCAGCACCAUCACCCCCAUCACCAGCGACAUGGCAGCGGUGCGACAGCGCCGGGCCAGCGGCGAGCCGGGGCGCAGGGGCAGAAGGACCGGUGGCUGCAUCCGCUGGGCGCUGCCGGAGCGCUCCCUGCGCUGGGGCAUCUUCUCUCUAACUCUCUUCUUUUCCUUCCUCCAAUUCUACCCCUUCACCUUCUUCUCCUUUCUCUCCUCUCCUCUGCCCUUCCUCUCCCUAAGUUUCGAGGACUCCACCUUGUCCACAGCCACUACCCUUGAGUAUAUCCCCACCUCAGCAGGCGACCCCAAAUGCCAGAGGCCCCGCACGCUCAUGCGCCAGCAAAGUCUGCAGCAGCCCCUCAGCCAGCACCAGCGCUCCAACCACAGCCAGCCCACCACCAGCCAGAGCCUGGGCCAGCUCCAGGCUCACAGCGGCUCCACAGCCGGCACCGGCACCAACCGCGGCUCCCGGGGGGGCCAGGCUCGCCCCGGCAUCGCCGCCGGCUCCAAGCAUCCGACGGCCGGCGGCCGGAGCCGCUCCAAUCCCGGCAGCUGGGACCAUGUGGUGGGGCAGAUCCGCAACCGCGGCUUGGACAUGAAGUCCUUCCUGGAAGGCCGGAUGGUGGUGUUAUCCCUGGUUUUGGGACUCUCAGAGCAAGAUGACUUUGCCAAUAUCCCCGACCUGCAACCCGCUGGGACGCAGCCGAACCAGCCGAACGCUCAGGGGGACAAGAGGUUACCGGCCGGUGGCAAGGCAGUGACCACAACACCGGUGCCAGGGCAGCCGCCGCACGAUGAGUCCGACCGCAAGACGGAGCCUCGCUCCUCCGUCUCCGACCUGGUCAACUCCCUGACCAGCGAGAUGCUCAUGCUCUCUCCGGGCUCCGAGGACGACGAGGCCCAUGAUGGCAUCAGCAGGGAGAACCUGGGCCGCAUCCAGUUCAGUGUUGGCUACAACUUCCAGGAGUCCACCCUGACCGUGAAGAUCAUGAAGGCACAAGAGCUGCCGGCCAAGGACUUCAGCGGCACCAGCGACCCCUUUGUCAAGAUCUACCUGCUCCCCGACAAGAAGCACAAGCUGGAGACCAAGGUGAAGAGGAAGAACCUCAACCCGCAUUGGAAUGAGACCUUCCUCUUCGAAGGGUUCCCCUAUGAGAAGGUGGUGCAGCGGGUGCUGUACCUCCAGGUCCUGGACUACGACCGCUUCAGCCGCAACGACCCCAUUGGGGAGGUGUCCAUCCCCCUCAACAAGGUGGAUCUCACCCAGAUGCAGACCUUCUGGAAGGACCUGAAGCCCUGCAGUGAUGGCAGUGGAAGCCGUGGGGAGCUGCUGCUGUCGCUGUGCUACAACCCCUCAGCCAACUCCAUCGUGGUGAACAUCAUCAAAGCACGGAACCUCAAAGCCAUGGACAUCGGGGGCACGUCAGACCCCUAUGUGAAGGUUUGGCUGAUGUACAAGGACAAGCGGGUGGAGAAGAAGAAGACGGUGGUGAUGAAACGGUGCCUGAACCCCGUCUUCAAUGAGUCCUUUGCCUUUGACAUCCCCACGGAGCGGCUGCGGGAGACCACCAUUGUCAUCACCGUCAUGGACAAGGACAGGCUGAGCCGCAACGAUGUCAUUGGCAAGAUCUACCUGUCCUGGAAGAGCGGCCCCGGGGAGGUGAAGCACUGGAAGGACAUGAUCGCCCGUCCCCGGCAGGCAGUGGCACAGUGGCACCAGCUGAAGGCCUGAGCAUCCCCCCCAACCCAGGACUGUGGGGCCGGGGGUGUCCCCCCCAUUCCCAGCGCCCAUCACCCCUCCUCAGGGCUCCCAGUUGGGAGCUGAGGCACCAGCAGGACAGCUCAUGGGGACCCUGCGGUAGGAGGGGGAUGGAGCCCACCAGCCCCUUUGCUUCCACCUCAUCCCAGCACUGGGGUACCCAGGACCCCCCCAUCCCCAUCCCCAUCCCACCACUGGGCAGGACUUCAAUGAGUGCUUCCAGCCCCGCUCCCUGGGAGCCCCUCUGCCCCUUCCCAGCCUCAUACCCCCCCCCAUUGCAGGGGGCCAGGCAAGAGGGGUCCCCCCAUUCCCUUCCAGCUCAAUAGAACCUCUCCGAGCCGUCAGCGUCGCCUGAGCGGGGCCAUGGAAUCCCCCCUCUUCCAUUGCCCUUCCUCAUCCUCACCGCCCCCCCCAAGCCCCCAAUGGGGUGGGAUGGGGAAGGUGGGGGGCACCCAUGGGAGGGGGUAACCCCAUUCCCAGGCCAGGCGCGGGCUCCUGGGAUCGGAAGCCAUGACACAGUUCGAUAGCCAAAGCAGGCUCGUUUGUGCACUGCCUUUAGCUGGGGUUGAUGCUUUACCUCCGUCCAUGGGCUCAGUAGGGGCAGGAGGUCGAGAACCCCAUCCUGGGGCUCACCCCACUGCGUGGGGACCACCCCCCUGCCCCAUAUCCUGCCCCCAACCCAGCUUCUUUCACCCCACGUUACCCCCAACCCUGGGCUUGUCCCCAUAGGGCUGGGCAGGGGACUGGCCUCGACCCAUGGGGUGGUACCCACAAAGGGAUGCUGAGCCCCAGAGCAUCCCCUUCCAGCCAGGCUGACCCCCAUGAGCCCUAUGCCCAGCACUGGGGUCCGUGGGGAUAAGGGAUGGAGCAAGUGCCAUUGUCCCCAUCCUGGGUAGGUGGCAUUCCUUGGGUCAGCCAGCCUGGCAGGAGCAGUGCCAGCAUCUCCCAUUGGGAUUCAUGUGCCAGAUCCCUGCCAGCUCCCUGGGGCUGAGGCUAUGGGAGCCCCAUGGGGUACAGGGGUUUGGGGGUGACAGUGGUGUCACCCGAUGGUGGUGGGCUCCCCAUGGGGGGCCAUGGGUGCUGGCAGGACCCCAGCAGCACUGGGUAUGAUGUGACAGCACCCACAGCAGCAGGAUGGGAGACGUGGGUGCUGUCACCUCCACAGCCAUCUCAGGUAGGGCACAGCCACCCAUGGGCACCCAGAGCGAGCCCAUUGUCCCAGAGCCACCCCUCCUGGACAGGGAGGACCCCAAUCCUCAGUCUUCCCAUGCCCCUCCAAAGGCAUCCAUGGGGAGGACACUGAUCCCCCCCCUUGGGUACCACCGAGGCCACAUCUGGGGUGCUGCCAACAGCCUGGUUACAGCCCAUGAGAGUGCAUCACCCCAUCACCAUCACCCCUGCAUCACAGUGGGGCCCAGCACCCAGUGCCACCCCACCGGGCACAGGGUGAUGGAGGGGGGCACCCACUGAACCCCAUGGUGCUCCAUAGGGGAGCCUGCAUCCAGAACCCCCCCAAAACCUCCUUGGGGUACCUGGCUGCUUGUUCCUUCUCCUACCAAGGGGGACAUCCCUGUCGCAUCCCAUGGGGACCACGAUGGCAGCGGGACCAUCUUCAGCAGGUCCCAAAGUCCUUCUUUUUGGUGAUUUUGGACAAUCUGGAGAGAAGUCAUAAUCCUGCUCCGCAGUAAUAACGAUGCUUUUAGGGCCAGUUGUGUUUUUAGCCCAUUCUCUUUUCUUUUUACCCCUAAAAAGAAGAGGUUGACAGGGCUGGGAUGGGGAUGGAGCCACGCUGGGUGCUCACCCAUCACCUCUCAGCCACCCCGCUCCUCCAGGAAGGAUUCCAUGGGGUGUGUGUGUAUGGGGGGUGGGGGGGGUGCUUUGUGUGUUCUAACCCUAGAGCUCGUAGCCGUUCUCUUGUUCAGGUCUCUCUCUUCUUCAUGUGAUGGUGACAUCCAACUGGUGUGUAAAAUACAGCAAAACGGGCCAAAUGAGGCAAAACCACAGUGCAAAAAGAGACAUUAAACCCAAGAGAAGC
Molecule: messenger RNA, 3803 nt
Organism: Melopsittacus undulatus (budgerigar)
Lineage: Eukaryota; Metazoa; Chordata; Aves; Psittaciformes; Psittaculidae
Gene: SYT7
Product: synaptotagmin 7
Exons: 8
Coding region: 47-1741 (564 amino acids)
Biological process (GO): regulation of dopamine secretion; cellular response to calcium ion; regulation of calcium ion-dependent exocytosis
Cellular component (GO): synaptic vesicle; plasma membrane
Molecular function (GO): phosphatidylserine binding; calcium ion binding; clathrin binding
Source: RefSeq, a predicted model, not a curated record